Penicillium diatomitis is the source of this 921-nucleotide messenger RNA. Its product is annotated as acetolactate synthase regulatory subunit. Gene Ontology annotation, cellular component: acetolactate synthase complex; mitochondrial nucleoid. The record is from RefSeq and is a predicted model, not a curated record. NCBI's taxonomy places the organism in Eukaryota, Fungi, Ascomycota, Eurotiomycetes, Eurotiales, Aspergillaceae. The coding region runs from base 1 to 921 and encodes 306 amino acids. The transcript is spliced from 3 exons. Gene Ontology annotation, molecular function: acetolactate synthase regulator activity. Gene Ontology annotation, biological process: branched-chain amino acid biosynthetic process.
AUGGCCUUCAGACACCCACUGACGUUAUCAUCGGCGUCGGUGUCACUGCUCCGGCAGUCAACCGUCGCUGCUCGGUCUCGCGCCACCACAUCUUCUCCCUUCAAUGCGGUCCGCGCCUCAUCCAGCAGCUCAACCUCUGCUCUGGCGUACAAGGCAUUGCAUCGCCGUUCCCCUCUUCCUCUUCCAGUGUCCGACGCUUCACCGCAGUGGGAUGCUCCCACUGCGGUCUCCUCCAUUCUCUACGAGACUCCCGUGCCUCCCAGCAAUCCCCCGAAGCGCCAUGUUCUGAACUGCUUGGUUCAGAACGAGCCUGGUGUGCUCUCCCGCGUUUCUGGCAUCCUGGCUGCCCGUGGGUUCAACAUCGACAGUCUGGUCGUGUGCAAGACCGAGGUGGAUGAUCUGUCUCGUAUGACAAUCGUGCUUCAGGGUCAGGAUGGUGUUGUUGAGCAAGCGCGGCGCCAGCUCGACGACCUCGUCCCUGUCUGGGCGGUCCUGGACUACACCGAGUCCGCUCUUGUCCAACGUGAGCUGCUGCUUGCCAAGGUCUCUAUUCUGGGCCCAGAGUUCUUCGAGGAGCUCCUGCAGCAUCACCGCGAGAUCACCACCCCUGCCGAUUCCCUGAAGGAAGGCCAGGGUCACAACAUCCAAGAGAUUGAGUUCCACCCUCGCAAUCUGCCUCCUAGCCAGGCUUUGCGCCACAAGCAUGAGCAUCUGGAUGCCAUCACCCGUCUGGCCCACCAAUUCGGUGGUAAGGUCUUGGAUAUCAGCAACAACAACUGCAUUGUCGAAGUUUCCGCCAAGCCCAGCCUCGACCCGUACCGGUCUCAUGGCUCUGCCUCGCUCCCCCUCUCCGAGCAGAGUGAAGAGCUCGAGAAGGAUGCCGCGGACGUCGUUGAUGCCAGCACCCUGCCCCCCGGCUAA